This is a messenger RNA of Odontomachus brunneus, 6051 nucleotides long. It is a transcript of the gene Hmx, whose product is annotated as homeobox protein B-H1-like. Gene Ontology annotation, cellular component: nucleus. Gene Ontology annotation, molecular function: RNA polymerase II transcription regulatory region sequence-specific DNA binding; DNA-binding transcription factor activity, RNA polymerase II-specific. The record is from RefSeq and is a predicted model, not a curated record. NCBI's taxonomy places the organism in Eukaryota, Metazoa, Arthropoda, Insecta, Hymenoptera, Formicidae. The transcript has 3 exons. Gene Ontology annotation, biological process: regulation of transcription by RNA polymerase II. Bases 1213 to 3045 code for a protein of 610 amino acids.
GUCACUCGCUCGCCGCGAAGCGCAUCAUCGUAACACGAGGGUAGGUGUGCGCUGCUCUCUCUCCUUGGUGGCGCGAGCGCACGCGGGACCAUACGAACGGACGGACGGACGGACGAGAACGCCGUCUGUCUGCGCGCCGACGCUUUGGCCGACGCGCGCGAGUCGAAAUUCCGACGCGACGCAACGCGACGUGACGCGACGCGACGCGGCACAAGCGCGUCGCAGCGUUACGCGGACGUUGUUCGCCGGGAGGUUAUCUUCUGUUCAUUCUUACAUGCGAGCUGUUUGCCCGACGCUGUUGCACGUCUGAGCCCGGAGUACAGUGGCCGCAACGUUCAAAUCGCGUUUCCGCGAACGGGAAAGGUUGCGUCGCGAUGAAGCGGCGGAUUUGCGGCCGUUGCUUUGUGAGACGAGUGCUCGGCGAUCAGUGGCAGUGACUUGAGGGAAGUGAACACGGUGCGACACGCGCCUGAGAACGCUUCACGACGGGUUUGGGCUGAAAGGACGGAAGGCGCGGGAGAGGCUCUCUCUUCGGAAGGAGAGGAGAAGUUGCGUGUUCAGGCUGGGGCGGAUUGGCAGCGGUAAAGGAAGAUAGAGAGAAAGAGAGAGGGAGAAAGCGAGGACACGAGUGAGACAGAGAGAGGGAGGCGAAGACACAGAGAGGGGGUGUGAUAGGUGGCGAAAGGACGAUAGGGGGAGAGGGCGACUCCGCGAAGGGUGGGCCCUCCAAGUGUCUUGUCUCCUAUCAUCCUGUCGUCCAGGGUAUCGCUUACGAAUGUCGCGCGAUCGAGCGAUCCGUCUGCGAUCCACGACGACGCGGGACGACGUCCUGACGGCGGACGCGCAUCCUCGCCACUAACGAGCGCACAACCGCGAUCGACGCGCGUAACGUAUUCGGUUCUGCUGCCACUGUGACAUGCGAUCGUGCGAGGAGGACCGCCGGGCCAGGGUCGCGCCGCGCGAGCCAACGGAUUCCGUUUAACUCCGCCGGCGGACCGGUGCCGGCGAGGUGCCGUCGCAGAGACCAGAGGGGCCAGUCAACGGGCUCGAGGAGCCGCUACCACGCGCGACCACGAACGGGAACCGCGGCUUCGUGCCCAAGUUAGUCGCGCCGGGUUAGCUGGACUUGCGGCCGAGGAACUGCCACGGGAGGAGGAGGAGGAGGAGGAGGAGCAAGAGGAGGAGGUUUCCGCGAUCGAGCGGCUCCGCGGCAUGUCCGGCGAAACGGAGAUCGAGGUGUCGGUGGUGUCGGAGGAGGACCUGGAGCUGGAAGGCUCUAGGAGCAGCUCCACGCCGGCGGAGCUGCUGCUGCAGGAGAAGAACGGCAAGUCCGGCUGCGGCCUGAGCAACCACCACCAUUCCUUCAGUUUCGACGUCGGCAAGCCGGCGCUGAGGCCCGCCUGCAACCCUCAAUACACGUCCUUCAGCAUCUCCAGCAUCCUCGGCAGGCCGGAGUCCCCGCCGGUGGACUCCACGUCCACCGUGUCCGGCGAGAGGCAGUCGUCGGACGUCGACAGGACGUCGCCGCCGGCCAACUCGCAGCCGUCGCAGAGGAUCUUGCCGUCCUGUGGCAGCCCUGGCCGAGUCUCGUCCUCCCCCACGUCCCUGAGGCUGUCCGGCGGCCAACGCGGCGUGUCCACCGCCGGUGGACACGUUACCGGAUUGGAGUCCAGAGUCAAUUCCGCGGGUAUCGGUAUCGGGUGUGCUACCAGUGCUACCAGUCCGGCCGCGACCUUCUCGCCGCCCGGUGACGCCUCUAACAACCCUCUGUUGGGCCAUCAGGCAUCGGCGGAUCUCGCCAUGCUAUCGAGAUUGAUAGCCAGCCGAUACCCGGUCGGCAUCGGCGGCCUGUUCUACCCGUCGACGUUGCAACACCUCCACCAACAGCAUCAACAACAUCAGCACCAUUCGCGGCUGGCCGCGGCGGCGUCGUCCGCCCUGAGCAACGCGGUGCAGGUCGCCGGCCAAUCGGCGGACAUCGUCGACGCCGACGGCAUCCGCGGCGUCCUACUCGGCGGCGCCGGCUGGCCGUUUCCAUGGAGGCCGACGCACGGCCUGCAGACCCUCGAGCAUCCCUCGCCGGGCGACGUGGUCGGCACCCUCAGCCGCGUCAGUCCCGCGUCCGCGUCUUUCCCGCAGAGAGACGAGCUCGACGACGACAACGCCGACGAUCGCCUGCACCGUACAAGAAGUCCCUCGAGCGGCGACGAAGCGCACGACGACUUGGGCGACGGGGACGACUGCGCGGACGCCGACGGCGAAGGCGAGUCGACCUCGACGAGCCUCCACGGCACCUCAGUGAGCGGUGGUGGUAACGGAGGCGGCGGAGGCGGUGGCGGUGGUGGUGGCGGCGGUGGCGGCGGCGCGGGAAACGGCAACGGUAACAACGGCCAGAAUAGCGUGCAGGUCGGCGUGGACGGUCGCGAGUCGAACAGCAUAAAGCGCAAGAAGAAGACUAGGACGGUGUUCUCCAGGUCGCAAGUGUUCCAGCUGGAGAGCACGUUCGAUAUGAAGCGCUACCUCUCGUCGUCGGAGCGGGCCGGGCUGGCCGCCUCGCUCAGGCUCACCGAGACCCAAGUGAAGAUCUGGUUCCAGAAUCGGCGGAACAAGUGGAAGCGCCAGCUCGCCGCCGAGCUGGAGGCCGCCAACAUGGCGCACGCCACUCAGAGGCUGGUCAGGGUGCCGAUAUUGUACCACGAGGCGUCGGCAGGUACCGGUGCUUCCGCCGGCGGCGUCACGUCGGUCUCAGUGACGGCGCCGGUACCGCCGCCGCCACCACCUGUCCCGUCGUCGGUUGCGACUUCCGCCCUCUCGCACUCGGCGGUCGGGGUCGGCGUCGGGGUAGGCGUCGGUGUCGGCGUCGGCACUUCGUGCGCGCCCACCACGCAACCCAUCUUCUACUCCCAUCACCAUCAACACCACCAUCACCAUCCGGCGGCCCAUGUACAGGCGCACAGUCUCUUGUCCCACCAGGUGCACCCGCAACCGCCACCACCACCCCCGCCGCCGCCCAACGGCCAACCACCGCGGACGUCCUCGCAAUAACACCGUCCGACCACUUACGAGGGCAGCGUGCGCCUGCACGGGACUGCUGCGAGCAUCAUGAGCGCGACGAUGAUCCCCCCGCCUCGGCUGGACCGCGCGGUCAUCAGGCUAAUCGACGUCGACGAGUGACGUCGUCAUCAAUGGGAAAGGACAGACGCAUGCACGCUCGCUCAUUCGCUCGCACGCAACGCACGACACGGGCCUCUGAUCGUCCUGCGACACCCUUUAACCCCGCGACACCACGGACGUGUUAGCGCGGCUCUCUCCUCGAGAUCGGUGAUCGCCAGUGAGUUGGCUUCUAAGUCUCCCUUGAACAGCGCGCGCGCGCGCGGAUGGCCGAUGGGGGUAAGUGUGAGUACGAGCGAGAAAUGUAGAGUUUUCGUUUAGAUGCGCGUGCCGAGACUGUCUUGGAUUACGCUCGCUUGUGAUGCAAUGGUGACAUUCGUUCAGACUGUAUUUCCGUUUAGAAUGAAUGUUACACUUCGCGCUACAUUGGUGGCGCCAAGUUUGUUCGGAAGACUCGCUCAGCAUUUGAUUUGGGAUACUCUUUCUCCCGUGAAUACACAGAGCCAACAUUGACGAAAAUUUCGUGAGUUUGAAACUCUACGUUUCUCAAACGCGAGUUUGUACUCAUAUUUACUCGUAAUAUUCGUUAGUCAGGAAGAUCCUUCGCAAAUUAUUCGAUCGCUGAUCAAAUCAGUUUUUAAUCAGAGAGAAAGUGAAUUAAUCGGUUUCGAUGAAGAAAAUUUAACGUCAGGAGGUUGCGGUUAUUUGCAGAUUAUUCUAAAAAUUUAUUUCUAAAUGAAAUCGUUUCUAAAAAAAUUAUAUUUAUUAAAAUUUAUUCGUUAAAGAAUUUCUUUGCUUUUUUGAUGAAAAGAUCUUAAUUUAUAGAGCCUAUAUUCGUUUAUUUAUAUGUCUUCCAACUUGCAAUCCUCCGCAAAUUAUUGCGAGUUAUGAAUCUGUUUCCGAUAAACGAAAUUAAAUUCAUUAAAAUUUGUUUUGUUAGAGGAUUGCCUCUUCUUUUUGAUAAAAAGCUCAAUUUACAGACGCAAAUAUUCACUUCUCCACGUAUUAAUUUCGUGGUAAAUAUUUUAAUCUGUUAAAAAGAAGACGGUUCAACUCUCCAUCUUUUGCAAAUUACUUGAUUAUUUCUGAUAAAAGAUAGUGCAUUCAUUGAAAUCUGUUUCGAUAAAAGUAAUUAAAAAUCAGGAGGAUGCAAUAUUUUGCGAAUUACUCGGCGAAUCUGUUUCCGAUAAUCGAAAUUAAAUUCAUUAAUAUUUGCAGAAUUCCUUCUUGAUAAAAAGUCUUAAUUUACAGACGCAAAUAUUCGCUUCUUCAUGUAUUAGUUUCGUGGUGAAUAUUUCAAUCUUUUAAGAGGAAAGACGUUCCAACUUGCAACCCCUCGCAAAUUACUCGAUUGAUCUGUUUCUGAUAAACAAACUUAAAUUCAUCAAAAUUUAUUUCGCUACAGGAUUCCUUCUGCUCCUUGAUAAAAAGAUUUUAAUUACAGGCGCGAAUAUUCGCUUCUUUACGUAUCAGUCUCAUUUCAAUCUUUCAAAAAGAAAGACGUUCCAACCUGUAUCUUUAAACGUCUAGGAACGUUAGUGAUAUUCGUGCUUGACCGCAAGAUCACGCAAGGGAACUGAACUGUGAUUCUAAUGAUUUCGCGUCCCUUCCUUAAAAGCCACGAGCUACGAGAGUUGGCGCGAUCUCGUAUGGUUUCUUUUCCGGUUUGCCGGCGUGUAACAAUAAGCGCGCCGUUCACCUUCGUGUCAUUUAGCGCGCGAAAUAUCACGGUUUUACGAUCGACGGACGGGAAUCAGACUCUAUUUUGCGCUCGACACUUGACCUCUGUAAAUAGGACCCUGAUAGAGAUAGAGACUUCUAUUCCGCGACACGCGUGAAUACUUCGAUCGGGGUGAAGAAGAAAAAGAAAAGGAAAGGAAAGAGAAGACAAUUCGCGCGGAUGCGAAAACGGAAACGUGCCGUCCCGCGUGCGACUGCGCGAUAUUUUAAUCGUUCGUCGAUCGUAUCCGUUUCUAAAGGUCGUUUGCCCGUGUAAAUAUACUUUUUGCGCAAAGAAUUUAAUUCGCGCGUGCAAUCGCGAAUGCCGAGGGAGACGCUGCGCGAGCCCGUGUGACCGGAAGCUCCGUUAAUGUAAUCCGGGGAUUAAAAUUUCGGUGCGAUCUCGGCGAGUCCAAUUUCCGAGAUAUGGGGAAAAAGGAAGACGAGGAGAACCUUAACGUGACCGAGCGACAUGGGCGCGCGCGUGCGAGCGAGCACAGAAAUCGUUCCCGUGUGUUCGCGGAAAUUGGAACUCGCCGGGAUUACGCUGGUUUCAAUACCUGAUGUAAUUCGGGAUUUGCUGUGGUUGUAAAAUUCGACAUAUACACGCAAACACAUUCAACAGACGCAUACACACACACACGCACGCGCGUGAACAAAUACACUCACAUGUUAAGACACAGGCAGGGUUCCUACGAUAUAUUCCACCUGUUGUGAUAAGUAUCUAAACGAAUAAUUUUAUUAAACAGAACGGUAGAGCUACGAAGUACCGCCUCUCACAUUGUAUAUCACCUAUCUAUAGACGUCAAUUAAGGAGAAGGUUCGCCGUACCGUGUUUUAUACGGACAUUUGUGAUUCGGGAUCUCGAAUUAUUGUACAGCCGAUCGUUUCGUAAUCGCUAAUAAUGAACGUUGAACCAUACAAUGCACGUCGUUCGAAUUUCCUCUACUCAAAGAUCCAACACAUCGAGGAUCUACGUCACGAUCUCUCUCUCUCUCUCUCUCUCUCUCUCUCUCUCCCCCUUCACCUUUUUCUCUCUUUUCUCUCCCCCGUAUUAUAAUACGCGAAUUUUCGACAGUUGACGUCGCGGAAUCGAACAAUCGAAAAAAAACAGGGAAAAAACACGCGAACGUAUAUCGUUUAAACCGCGUUUUUGCCGCGCGACGUCCAUAAAAAGAUAGCCGAUAGAACAAUGGAACGUACCGGUGGUGUUCACAUAAA